Molecule: messenger RNA, 4887 nt
Organism: Cynoglossus semilaevis (tongue sole)
Lineage: Eukaryota; Metazoa; Chordata; Actinopteri; Pleuronectiformes; Cynoglossidae
Gene: hhip
Product: hedgehog interacting protein
Exons: 8
Coding region: 2063-3247 (394 amino acids)
Source: RefSeq, a predicted model, not a curated record
AUUCCGAAGAAAAUUAAAUUAUUUGUCCUUGUUACGCCCCUCUGCUACAGUUCCACGGCAUCUGGCAGUGUCUGCGCCCCACGUUUGGGAACCACUUUCUAAAAUGAUAAUGACCGCUCACAAUCGUUAGUAUUUUUGUUAAUUUCUUCUUUAUCUACUCGUUGCUGAAUUGGUAAAUAAGUCGAGAGGUAAAUACUAGUUAGUGCCUCAUUAAGGGAGUGUUUUAAUUGGCCAAUUAGGUUAAACUUUGUUAAUAACAGUAAAUAUGACAGCCAGAUGGGCACGGCGAGACAUGAUGACAAUUUUUGUCUUAUAGGAGUUCACGAUGUAUGUCAAAAUUCUAAGCAGCCUGCCCUGUCGGGCUGUGAUGAAUGGGUGGAACUUCCACCGUGACGACAACAGUGUGGUUUCUCCUCCGCUGUCGUAAUAUGUCACACGCCCUUAACAAUGACCCGUGAUUAAGUGCAAACUACUGUAAAUGUGUUUUGGUGUCACAUUUAAAUUUUCAUCAUCACAAUUGUACGAUCUAAUCUGAGAAAAUCCCGUUGCUGCGCUGAACUCUUUAAUUUGAGGGACUGAAAGUGAAAUGACACAACAUAAUGAUGAUGGUUUGGGAAUGUUCUGGCAAGCUUCAACGCAAAAAAAAAAAAAGAAACCGAAAUAACUCAAAAUACACACAUAUCCGUAAAAUGACUCAUCCAGAAAUAUUUGUCGAUGCUUGUCUCCAUGUUUCCAGGUCGUCUCUGUCCACGAGGAGUUGUGCAACGUUGUAAAGUCUGUGUUACAUCUUGACUGUUCCACCCACUGUAUCUGCUGUAAUGAGGCAGUGACCUGGAUUUAAACUCCAGGUCUCCAGACAACAGUCGUUGAACACGUUAAAUAUUCAGUUCUGCUUGUGUCCACCGACAGAUUCUGACAAAAUUGCAAACUUAACCAACACAUUUCAAACAUAUUGAUGCUGGGUCAAUAACAAGACAGAUGUCAUCAUUUCAAAAGGUUCAAAAUGUAAGACAUGUUUCAGGUUUUGGUUUUGAUUUCACUCCUCGGACGAGGCGAAGACGUCCCUCCAGAAUUGUCCUAACAAAGACAUCUUUGACACAGAGUUAAAUAGAAAAUAUGUAGAGAAAUGUUAAUGUUAUUUUUAUAAGAAAGAUUAUACUUGAAAUUGUUCAAAUGAAUGAGAUGUGAUACAUUGAUAUAAUAAGUCAAAUACUACAGAAGUACUCAAGAUGUUUUCAAAACAUGUAGGACAUUUCAUUCCAAAAUUAAUUGUAAUAGAUUGUCUAAAAUUUGACCAAAACCAGAUUUGAAUAAAAACCCCUGAUCUUCAGUUUGAUGUAUUAUCCUCUGCCUGGUUACAGCACAGUGCACAUGAUGAUCCAUCAUUUCCUGCCCGUACUUUGACCCAGAAGAUAAGGAUGCAUGUUCUAACUAUUGGAGCGCACCUAAAGAUCAAACAGUCUUGUGUCUCAGCCCUCAAAAAACACCACAAAAACAUGGGAUAGACGUCAAUGUCUAUAAUGAAAACAUACUUUUAAAAAGUCUUAUAUAUUUCACAUAUAAACAAACAAUGUUUUUGUGUUAUCAUUUGUCAAUAGUUAAUAGCCAAUAGCUUGUCAUGCCGUUACUGAUGCUAACAUUUUAAAAUGAUACCUACAUUGCUAUAGUUGUAGACAGGUGUAAACAGUGCUGUAAAUUAAAAAUGCUACUUCCAGUCAAGAAACAAAAGAUAUGGGAGAUGGAUUGAAUUGUCAUCAUUUUCUGGUCUCCAACGAGGUAUAAACAGCAGCCUGAGCUGCAGGGAUAUGGUAUGUGGGAAGAUAUUUGGUGGUUCAAACUUGGAGCGCGGCCUCUGCCCAGCUUAUAUUUCACGUCAGUUUUUCUUUUUAAUGUUGUGUUCGCUCCUCAACAUUUGGUUCUGUAAAGUAAACAGGGUACGUCCAAGUAACUAUGUUUAGGUUAAUGGUUCCAAAGCAUCAAACUGUUCUUUCUCAGAUGAAGGGUCACUUCAGGGCCAACUGUCACUGGUGUAUUUUUCUGGUUGCUUGUUGCCGUUGUAUAGAUGUGGUGUAAUUCAAAGAAACCACGUGAUGGUUUUGUGUUUUUCCUCAGAAAAAACCCAAACCAGGUGGACACCAGAACCGUCCGUGUGUUAAUGGAAGUAGCCGAGCUACACAGGAAACACCUCGGCGGCCAGCUGCUGUUUGGCCCCGACGGCCUGUUGCACAUCAUCCUGGGAGACGGAAUGAUCACCCUGGAUGACAUGGAGGAAAUGGAUGGACUGAGUGAUUUCACGGGGUCGGUCCUGAGGGUGGACGUGGACACAGACUGUUGUUCAUCACCGUACUCCAUACCCCGGAACAAUCCAUACUUCAACAGCACCAACCAGCCUCCUGAAAUCUUUGCACAUGGUUUACACGAUCCAGGCAGAUGUGCAGUGGACCGGCUUCAGACGGACAACGGAAGUCUCCUCAUCCUCUGCACAGAUGCCAGUGGCAAAAACACGUCGACAGGGAGAAUACUGGAGAUCACGAAGGGGAAAGAUUACGAGAAUGAGCCUUCUGUCUAUGACCUGCACUCCACCGGAGGGGCGCCACCUGUAGGAGGCUUUAUUUACAGAGGCUGCCAAUCCAGGAGGCUGUACGGGAGUUACGUGUUUGGUGAUAAAAAUGGAAACCUACGGAUCCUUCAGAAGACGUCGACGUCGACAUCAGAACCAGAGGAACAGUGGCAGGAGAAGGCUCUGUGUCUGGGCUCCUUCGGUUCCUGUGGCUCCAUGUUUAUGGGACACAUCCUGGGAUUCGGUGAGGAUGAACUCGGUGAAGUCUACAUCCUGGCGAGCAGUAAAAGUAUGGCCCAGUCACAGAGUGGGAAACUCUACAAGCUGGUGGAUCCUAAACGGCCUCAUGCACCCAAAGAGUGCCAGCGUCAGGUGGAGUCUCCAGAGCUGCUGAUGACAGCUUGUUCCCGACACUGUAAGAACGGACACUGCACUCCCACUGGCAAGUGCUGCUGCAGCCCCGGCUGGGAAGGACUCUUCUGUCGGAUUGCUAAAUGUGAACCAGCGUGCCGCAACGGAGGAGUGUGUACGGAGCCCAACAAAUGCCUGUGCAAGAACGGCUACUCCGGUGCUCAGUGCGAGAAAAGUGAGCAAGGCAUGCCCAAUGACCAGGAGAAAGACGGUAUACUGGACCACAUCAUAGACAUGACCUCGUAUCUUCUUGACCUGACCGGCUAUAUAGUAUAGGGGUGGGCAGAGGAGGGCUACGUCCCACCAUCACACUCAAGACGACACAAAUCUACCUACCACCACAAGCAAACUCUUAACGGGUUGUCCUUAAGAAGACGUUUUGAUCUCCUUACAACCACGCAGGCAUUACUUAGCUCAUAAAGAUAAACACAGAGGGUCCCUGUCAACAUCAUCACCAUCAGAUAGCUUCACGCUCCUGAGCACCAGGCCUGGCAUCCAAGCCGUGUUCGCUUCAGACAGCAUCAAGAUCACUCACAAGCAGAAGCCAAAUAUGGACGUUCCACUAACACGGAGACGUGGCUUAACCUACAGGAACAGGAACUCAACAGGAACCGAGCAUUUGAACCCGAGAUCUUGAUUCUCAUCAGGGCCGACCAGAUGCCUUAUCCCACAGCCAGUGAAGACAGUUGGUUUUUCAGGGGGUUUUGGCCUGAGGAUACAAAUCGCAAAGAGCCGUUGCUCAACAUCCCAUAUGCUCCACUGUCCAUUUAAAACUCAUGUAAAGCAAAUGUCUACAAGGAAAAAGACUGUCUGUCAAGGAACUUCAGCUUUGUCUGAAAAUAAAAUUUUAAAAAAGCUGAGAAGCCAGUGAGAAUCAGGGGUCAGAGGUCACAAUGACACUAACCCUAUUCUAACGUCAUUAAUACCAGAGGGAUGAACCAUGUUGUCUCACUUUUGUCGUUGUAUUUAGUUUGCAGGCACAUUGUCAUAAAAAAAGCUACAGUUUCCAUCAUGUAUACAUUUGUUUUACGACACUCUUUGUUUUUAAUCAAUGUACAGAAUUCAAACCACGUGGAACAGGUGACUGUUGCCCAACGCAGAAACCAGACAUGAACGAAUGCCAACGUUUUACUUACAGCCUGAAAGGAGUCACCAACUCCCAUGCACUGUAUUAUUUUUUUCUCACGAUUCCAAAAUUCAGUGAAAGUGCCAGAAACGUAACAGUGAAAUCUUUAUAUCCCGCACCAUAAACACACACAAACACACACACACUACACCAGCAGGUGUGCUUCACACGCUGUGUCACGCACUGAAUCAAAGUCAAAAUUACCAAGAGAAGCGGAGAGGACAAAAAAACAAAAUGGCAGCGAUGUACACUCAGUGGCCACUUUAUUAGGUUCACCUACUCAACUGAUCCUCAAAGCAAAUAUUUCAUCUGCCAAUCACAUGACUGCAAUACAAUAUAUUGAGUCCCUGUCCCAUGUUCCUCAAUACGACACGUUUUUUCCUUAAAAAGUUCAUUCCUUUUGGCUCGACGCUCGGCAGAAACAUCAGUUUCUCCACAGAGGAGUCAUUUUUGUUUUGUUUUGUUUUGGUUUUGUUUUUCGAACAAUAAGAUUUUCCUAAUGAAGUGGACGGUGAGUGUAUAUAUUCAGUAGAGCUUACCUAAGUACUACUUAGCAUCGCAAAAAAAAAAAAAGAAUUAUAGCAUUACUAUUGUUUUCAUAGAGAAGGGUUUAUUUUUUUAAGCGUAAUAAUAUAUGGGAGAAAAUGGUGUUUAUAGAAAGCAGUUUUACACUAAGCCUGUCAGUUCAUGUUGUACUUAAGCAGCUUUCACGAGACAAGUGAGGAUACAGUUCGUUUUUCCCCCCAGCCCCCCUUUUCUUUUUUUUUUUUUUUUACUCCUAUGUUAAAGU